AUGACGAAAAAGCCAAAAAAAGCCGAUCUGUCUUCUCGAUUGAGCUUCUUGGAACGACAAGUCGACAAGCUCAGCGCAUCAAAUGCUCUCUUCGUCGCUUCAAAACCCGACCAGGAGAGACUGGUCGCUCAGCAGAGCCCAGGUAGUAGCCGCAAUUUAGAAUCACCGCCCCGGAGGCCUCAUUUUCUAGAUUCUCGAAGGUGCAAUGCAGAGAUGGAAACUGAGACUCAUAAUGAGGAGCUCGGUGCCACCAGUUCACCAUCAGCGACAAAUACCCUGACACGUCAAUUCGGCCAGCUAUUCGUAGAUCGAAACAGCGGACAAUCCCAAGAACUCAAUGACCUUUUUGAAUCUGCUCCCUCGCCCAAUCCGUCCCUCUCAUCAGACGAGCACCCUUCAUCGCCUACUUUGACUCCAUCUUUCGACAGCAAUAGUCUGUUCAUAUUUGGAUACUAUGCUCAGGCUCAUUCCUUGCGAAGCUACCACCCGACUCCGACCUGUGCAUAUGCCCUUUUGGGUAUUUUCGAACAAAAUAUUGCCCCAUUAGUUCAGAUUGUUCAUAAGCCGGUGUUGAGAAGCCUCAUUCACACGGCAUGCAUGGAUCCAGAACAGCUUGACCGAGGCUCUGAGGCUUUGACGUUUGCCAUCUAUUUUGCCGCCGUGUCUAGCAUAACGCGAGAACAAUGCCUUACGUACUUCUCAGAAGACCACGCCGCCCUGGUCCAACGAUAUCGCUUCGCUGUUGAGCAGACGCUGUCGCGCGCCGGUUUUCUUCACACCCAGAAGCUUAUAGUUUUGCAAGCGGCCGUCCUCUUUUUGACGUGCGCUUGUCACCCCAAGAAUGGGAAAUUUGUCUGGACAAUGAUAGGCUUAAUCACUCGGCUUGGCCUAGGCCUGGGGCUCCAUCGCGAUGGCAGUCAGUUUGGGCUGAGUCCCUUCGAGACGGAAAUGCGCCGGCGGCUCUGGUGGUAUAUUUAUUUGUUAGAUAUUCAAGCAUCUGAAUAUCAGGCGACGAGCCCCCAGAUCCGGGAAAGCGAUUGCGAUACAAAGCUGCCAUUGAAUCUCAACGAUAGCGAUUGGUCAUCUGAGCUGGAAGUGCCUCCGCAAGAACGGACCGGCUUUACAGAAAUGACCCUUACUUUAGUCCGCUGCCAGAUUUUGAUGGCCCAUUGCAGGCUCAUGCAAAUGAAAAACUCGACCGGGGAUGACCAUGCAAUCCUUUUCAAAAAUCGCAAGCUGGCAAUCGACGAGCUUCGGAAGAGACUUGAUCUACAUUAUCUCCAAUAUUGCGACGUCCAAAUUCCUAUCCAAUGGGUGGUUGCAACCAUUGCACGGGUUGCCGUUUCACGAUUGUGGCUCAUCUCUCAUUUCUCGCUGCUGAAUUCCCCGGGGUUUGAUUCCAACUUGUUGCCCGACCAGUGUGAUAUACUUGUCAGAACUGCUAUUGAAGUCCUCGAAUUCGCCUACCUGAUGGAAACUCACUUAAACACAAAGCAAUGGAGUUGGCUCUUUCAAGGGCAUGCGCAGUGGCAAUCGUUUGCUUUUGUUCUGUCCGAGCUUUGUGCACGUCCGACCUCUCCUUUGUCUGAUCGUGCAUGGGCAGCCGUGAUGAAAGUUUUCGAGCGAUGGAAACAGCCAGAUUAUCAAAAGGAGGGUCUGGUCAUGCGAAUUUUGGAACGUCUGAUGAAUCGUGCUGCUUCGAUUCGGGACCAGCUACAGGCCCCCGCACUGACAUCUCAGCUCGAAUCCAAUCCACCGAGCUCAAACAAUGUGGAUUUGCCUCCAAACCUCGAGGAUGAUUAUUUGACGUCAGUAGCCCUUGAAAAAACCAGUGGUCUGGAUAUUUUCAGAGAUGUGUUGUCCAACAUGGACCUAUCCCAGUGGGGUUUAAAGUGA
This is a messenger RNA of Penicillium argentinense, 1896 nucleotides long. RefSeq names its product fungal specific transcription factor domain-containing protein. Gene Ontology annotation, biological process: DNA-templated transcription. Bases 1 to 1896 code for a protein of 631 amino acids. The transcript is spliced from 2 exons. The record is from RefSeq and is a predicted model, not a curated record. Gene Ontology annotation, molecular function: zinc ion binding; DNA binding. Lineage: Eukaryota; Fungi; Ascomycota; Eurotiomycetes; Eurotiales; Aspergillaceae.